Molecule: messenger RNA, 1499 nt
Organism: Cladocopium goreaui
Lineage: Eukaryota; Dinophyceae; Suessiales; Symbiodiniaceae
Source: the annotation of a GenBank genome assembly
AGGCCUCUUGCGAUGCUCUCCGUCGCGAAUUAUUUGAAGAAGCCUCGCCGUGGUGAGCCUCCGCCGAGCGAUGUGGAGCCAGGGUCGCCGGCCGUGGUCGGCGCAGGGAUCGUGCAAUGUCUCAGAGUGAAAGGCUUUUGCGUCAUCAACCAUGCCGUGAGUGAACAGAUGCUUCAGAGUGCCAGCAAUGAGCUGACAUCACAAGAAUGGUAUCAGCCCGCAGUGCUGAUCCAGGAGGGCCUCCUUGGAGUGGAGGGCUCCAAUCGCAUCUGCCGCAUGGCCUCCAUUGACUUUCCCGAUGCGCAAAGCUCUUCGGAACAGUUCCAGGAUGGCCUUGCUGGCAUAGAUUUUGCAAUGUGGAAACUGGCAGAAGCUGUUGGCCCCUUUCAAGACGAGCUGGGCUUUCGGUGCUGCGGUCGAAGCAUUGGUUUCCUGCAUCAGGCCAGUGAUCCCGAUUUAGAGGAAGCCGAGCUCACAGAUCAGGAGGCCAGCGAUUGGAGUGCAAUUUUCACCAGCAGAAAGAUCAUGAUCCUCGUGUUUUUGGGUCCAGGCAAGGGAACGUUAGAAAUGCAGCCGUACGACGAUGAGGCCAAUGUCUCUGAAAUCACCACAGUGCCUGGCCUGGUGGUGGUGCUGCGUACAGACCAGCUCUCCUUCAAGUUUUUCUGCAGAGGUCGUGAGGCGACUCACGUGGCUAGCUCAUUCAUGCUGCAAAACGAUGUUUUGCGCAUGCAUCGAAACAAGUUAGAGGCACAUCUCACUCCAGCUGCGCAAGAGUUGGACCAAUGGAUCGACCAGCGGUUGAGGGAGAUCAAAGAGAUGGAAGAUGAGCCGACGGAAGAUUGGAAGGCGGAGGUUCCCAGGAGCUUCAUCCAUGCAGCGAAUCGCACAUGGUUCAAGCGCCAAACCACGGUGGUCAGGGGUGCAGCAGCAAGGCUUCCGGUGACUUGGGAGCCGGAGGUCUUUUUUCUGGGUCUCACAUCAGGUGCUGACACUGUCAUUGAAGUGCCCAUUAUGCGAUGGGAGCACGAGACGGUGUACGACCCGUCGCCGGACUGCUGGAAACAGAAUCCGCCCAAGACCAAUUGCAGGCAUUGCUCCUUGAUUGAUGGUGUGGACCUCUUUGACAACAAACUCUUCGGUUUGUCACUGGCGGAAACCAAAGGCAUGGAUCCUGGUCAGAGAUUGGUGUUGGAGGUCACCUACGACUCCCUCUACAGGAGUGGAAUGAGGAAGAACACCUUGAUCAACUCCACUUGCGGAAUGUAUGUGGGAACCUCCCAGAGUGAGUGGAACUCCGCGGAGAAAGCUGCCGAUGUUGGUAUCUUCGGCGCGACCGGCGGAGCGCCCAGUAUCACAGCAGGUCGUUUGAGCUUCUGCUUGGGCUGCAAGGGAGCAUCCUUGGCCAUCGAUACUGAGGCUGCCUCGGGGCUGUCGGCGGUCUUCUGGGCCGCAGAGUCAGUUGAGAAGAAGGGCGCAGGGCACAUCCAGGAGAUGGC